This is a messenger RNA of Sycon ciliatum, 1699 nucleotides long. RefSeq lists its product as uncharacterized. The coding region runs from base 56 to 1195 and encodes 379 amino acids. The record is from RefSeq and is a predicted model, not a curated record. Lineage: Eukaryota; Metazoa; Porifera; Calcarea; Leucosolenida; Sycettidae. Gene Ontology annotation, biological process: protein homooligomerization. Gene Ontology annotation, molecular function: protein binding. The transcript is spliced from 4 exons.
UGUGUGUGUGUAUGCACCCCUCCCUUGUACAGCACCUGCACAAGUCCCCAAGCAGAUGGGCAUCGUCGACCUCAACGUCGGCGGCACAAUCUUCACCGUUGGCAUGGCAACUCUUCUUUCUGAUCCCCAGAGUUUGUUCCAUUCCAUAUAUAGCACUCUGCCCUCUACACUGGUGAGAGGCGGAGGAAAAACAGGCGGUGCCGGGAAACAGGUAUCACCGCCAUCAUCCACACACCUCCCUGCGGGCAUGGAGUUUGAUGACAGUGGACGAGUGUUCUUCGACCGGUCGCCGGAGAACUUCCCGCAGAUACUGACGUACCUGCGUGACGAGACAUUACCCAGGGAGGAAUGUGCUCUGCACGUGUACCAUGAAGCGAAAUUCUAUCGAGUGCAGGGUCUGAUGGACUGGUGUUCAAGACAGGCUGGAGUUGUGGGUAUGCUGAUAAACAGACUAGUGCAUGAAUCCAUGGAGGAAGAGUGUGAGCAAUUCAAGCAAGCUAUCUUGCAGGCAUCACACCACCAUAUAAGUGAAUCACUCAAGGUCAACUUCACUGACAGUCGUGCCUCCAUCGUCUGCUACGACCUCCCCGCCACCACCACCGCCAUGCCAACAGCGUUGCCCAUGACAACUAGUGGUGCCAUGUCGUCAUCGUCGACGACAACACCAACAACAACACGCAGUCUGCAAACCACAUUGCUGCUGGUCGUGUCUCAGCACCAGCAGGGCAACAUUUGCCCAAAGCGUCCAAACGCCGUGCCCGUACCUCCGCCAAUCCUAACCCCCGUGGACGGCAAUGCACCUGCACCGCCGCGAUUCCAGUCAGCACGCUUCGUCGUCGGCGAUCCACAGCUGUCCAGCCACCGCUUCAUCAGCAAUGCUGCGUCGCUGACGUCUGCCCGUCAUCGCAUCGACAUAGCCCUGCCAUUCAUGCUAGGCAAGCGCCUUGACUUGCUCUACACGUUUGUAGCUCGCCACUUUUCCGCUGCCGACAUGAGGCUGACACUGCGACAAGGUUCGACCAGCGGGCCACCUCUGUCUUUGCAAGUUAGUGCAGCACCGUCUCCGACCGUCAUCUCUAACCAGCCUAUAUCCGGAGUGCAGAGUUCCGGGACCAGUGCCAGGGAAAUCCCCUGCUUUGAAUGUGGCCAGCCGUUCUCGCUGUAUGAGAUGGUGGUCACGUGGUGGACGGCGUGAUCUCGUGAACUGGCGCUUGCUUGAGCGUGCGUGUGCGCGUGUGUGUGUGUUUGUGUGUGUGUGUGUGUGUGCUAAAAUUAGUGGUGGUCAAUUCAUCAGUCUUGCAAGCUGUUGAAUGGUGUAAUCCCAGCACAAGUUGCUAUGUCUAACAUAGUUGUUCGCUAUCAUCGCUUCCGCGAUGGGCAGGUCUGAGGUCUGAGGUGUGUGUGUGUGUGUGUGUGUAUCUGUGUGUUUUGUUUCCCUGAAUAACGCUACUUGUAUACUAUAGUUGGAGUUACUUGCUGAACAGUGCACACCUUGAACACACACACACACACACACACACACACACACACACACACACACACUUGCAUCCUAGCACACUUGCCAUGCCUAGGUGAUGUUGGUACUUGACAACUGUGCUUACUCAGCGGCAUGGUUUGAUCACAUUUUAUUUGGUAUUCGACUAUUCGUCCAGUAUUGGUGACGUAACGCCGUCCUUGGUUGCCCUUGCAUGCACUGAGA